AUGGAUGCAUUUCUCUCCAGGAAAAAGCCAAGGCUGUCAGAGCCAGAGCAGAGAAUCGAGGUCUGUGAUGUUCAAGACGAGGAAUCAACGGAUAUCAAGCUUGCUAUUCUCAUAUCGCUCCACCCAGAGGUCAAACAAGACGAUCUACUUGAAAUACUUGUCUCCUGUGACGGAUCUGUCGAAUCUGCCUCAUCUUUGUUGUCUAAGAGAGCCGCAGAGAAUGUGACACCAAUAAAACGACCAGCUCCUAGGUCAUCCCGUGUUCAGUCGUCGUUGUCAUCCCACGUCCUAAUGAAAUCCAAAGAUGGAUCUCUCACACCCAUGAAAGAGAUCAAGCCGUUGGUUACUCAAAAAGGAAAGACUCUGCAUCUCUAUGCCCCCGAAGACGUCGCGCUCAAUACCCCCUGCACGAUAAUCCACAAUUUUCUUCCACAGGAAGAGGCCAACGAACUCCUAGCAGAGCUCCUGGAAGAGUCAGAACACUUCUCCAGAAACGAGUUCCAACUCUUCAACCGCACAGUGCAAAGCCCCCACACUGCAUGUGUAUAUGUCUCCACGCCAGAGGAGCAUAAACAGCAAACUUCAGAGUACACGUACGGCGGCACCUACCGCGCAAACGUGCGACAGGCAACACCAGAGCUACGUUCUGUCUCGCGCAAAGUGCAGCGUACAGUGAACGAGGAAAUUCAAAAACGUAUCCGGGAUAUCUACCCAGACGGAAAAAAAUUGAAAUACCAAUCACCGAGGCAGUGGCGACCAAAUGCAGCCUUUGUAAACUGCUACGAUGGACCUGCUGAGAGUGUAGGAUACCAUGCGGAUGAAUUAACCUAUCUCGGACCACACCCAGUCAUCGGUAGUCUGAGCUUAGGCGUGGAACGAGAAUUCCGUGUCCGUCGAAUCGUCGCCCAAGACGAGGAUGCGGAUGAUGGUACGGAAGCAAAUGAUGAUCCAAGCGCUGGCUCGCCUUUCAAUAAAGCCAAAUCCAAAGCUUCUACUGCCCGUGCUGAUGCCCAGGGGCAGAUCUCCAUUCACCUUCCUCACAACUCACUUCUAAUAAUGCAUGCUGAGAUGCAGGAGGAAUGGAAGCACGCAAUAGCCCCUGCUCAAACCAUCUCUCCGCACCCAGUUGCUGGCAACUGUCGCAUCAAUAUUACUUAUCGCUGGUAUCGCGAUACCCUCCACCCUCGAUUUAUACCACGGUGUCGUUGUGGGACCCAUGCUAUUCUACGGUGCUCACAGCGCAAGCAAGAAAGUCGUGGUCGAUAUAUGUGGAUGUGCUAUGCCGGGACUACUCCGGGUAAACAGGGCUGCUCAUUUUUCCAGUGGGCGGAAUUCGACGAUGAUGGCGAUCCGGUGUGGGACCGUAAGCCUAAUCAGGAUGUUGCGCCUGUCUUGGCAAAUCUCUCGGCGUCGCAAUCAUCCCAAUAA
Molecule: messenger RNA, 1428 nt
Organism: Penicillium odoratum
Lineage: Eukaryota; Fungi; Ascomycota; Eurotiomycetes; Eurotiales; Aspergillaceae
Product: putative CUE domain protein
Exons: 1
Coding region: 1-1428 (475 amino acids)
Biological process (GO): DNA alkylation repair; DNA repair
Cellular component (GO): nucleus
Molecular function (GO): zinc ion binding; dioxygenase activity
Source: RefSeq, a predicted model, not a curated record